This is a messenger RNA of Chenopodium quinoa (quinoa), 2075 nucleotides long. RefSeq lists its product as uncharacterized. Gene Ontology annotation, molecular function: protein binding. Bases 392 to 1693 code for a protein of 433 amino acids. Lineage: Eukaryota; Viridiplantae; Streptophyta; Magnoliopsida; Caryophyllales; Amaranthaceae. The transcript has 2 exons. The record is from RefSeq and is a predicted model, not a curated record.
AAAUAUAAAUUAAAUAAAGAAAAAUAAAUCAUAAAUAAAAAAUAUAUUUAGACCUUAAUUAGAGUUUUGACAAUUUCAUAUGGAUCAGGAUCCUUGAUUGCUACAAUCAAAGAAGAUUUCCCUUGUUUAUCUUUCAACUAAUAUAAGUUAAAAAACUACUACACGUGUAACUCCAUGUUUUAGGGUCGGGUAAAUUUAUCAAUCGCCAAGCUCGACGCCUCUGCCUUAGCCUUGCCUUUCCGACGCCCGAUCUCUCAACUCCGCCUUUCUCCUCCUUCACUUCGCCUCUCUCAAUUUCGACCCUUGACCUCCUCCAAUUCUUCUGGUAUUCUGUCUUUUCUCUCUCUCGAUUUCAAUCUUUUUAUCUAAUAUAAGUUAAAAAAACACAACCAUGGAGACGGAGAUGGAGAGCCAUAAGAGGAGGAGGACGGUGGAGGGAGAAAUAGAAGAAGAGAGGUUUUUAUUUCUGGGUUCAGAGUUCAAUCUAUUUUGUAUCGAUUUGAAGAAAACGGAGGAGAAAUACGGUGGGAAGUGCUCAGAAUUAUCGUAUGACCCACCACUGGUGGAGGUGGCGUGGAGUACUAACAUUCACGCCACCUCCAAUGUCCUGCCUUUAGGUAUGGCUUCAACCAGAUUUAAUUUCAAGACUGCCUCUUCUCCUUCUUCUAGGGUUUUGCUUCCAUGUUCAACGACUUCUGAUUCAAAUUUACUUCUAAUUGGUGGGGAAUUACAGGAUCCUUCGGCACCAUAUUGUUCUACGCAUGCCUCGAGAGAGGUGUAUAAGCUAAUUCCAGAAGUUAGUGGUCCUAAUGGUGAUAUUAAGGAUAUCAGAAUUGAAUUAGCUGAUGCUACUAUUCCGAGGAUGAAAUCCGGUAAAGCGUGUCCUAUUGUUGAAGAGAUUGGAGGUAAUCUAUACGUCCUUCACUCUCGCUUUGUACACAGAGGUUUUUAUGCACAAUCUGAAAUUCCUUUUGAGGUUUUUGAUUCAAAAAUCGGUGAAUGGAGAACCCUUCCAGUUCCUCCUUUCUUCGCUGCUGGUUUGGGUAUUGUCAUUUAUGCACAUGCUGUAUUUGGUCAUUGUUUUGCAAUUGAAACAUCUAAAGAAUGUUUUUGUUUUGAUACAAUCAAAGAAGAAUGGUAUUGUUCAGACAACAUGACCUCUCAUUUAAUCAAUAUUCUCCCUAUGACUAUACCCUUGGGUCUGCCCUGCUUCGGACUCGACGAGCAUGGUAGACAACUGUAUGUUGGCAUUAGUCUUCUAAUUGAGCCCUGUGCGUACCUAGCCACCCCCGAUGGAACCAUUUAUGCAAGGCAAUCUUUGUAUCAUGUUAUUUUUAAAGACAUUCUUCCUUAUCCUUAUCCACCCAUGCUUAGGAAUGUGCUUAUUCCUUUGAAGUCGGUACAAGAAAAUGUCAUUAGAAUGUGUGCUUGUUCCAUUGUCUCACACAAUGCUUGUUCCAGUGUCUCACACAAUGACUUUCCAGUUUGUUAUGUACUACUUGUAUCGUUUUUCUCUGCUAAGAUAUCCCCGUCUUCUCAACAACUUAUCUAUAAGAUGAUUUCUGGAGAAUUGACUGAUAUCCAUGAUCAUCCUGCAUACUCCACCUUCUUGGAUGUCUUUGUGGAAAGAAAGUUUUUCCUUAGAGUUCCCCACCUUGGCCACUUUUUCAAUGGGCCUGCUUUGCUACUUUGAGAUUCUUGCAGCUUGGGUUUAGGAUGGUUGUUUUAUUUUGCACCUUGGCGUGGCUGGCUGAUUGUUCUGCUUGAAGUUCCUACUCUUUUCCUCUGCAGCGUUUUCUGGUUACUAAUUAUUACGGACUGUAAUGGAGACUGGAGAGUACUCCCCUCUUUAUAUUAUCAUCUUUUCUAAUCUAUCGACUUCCAGUAACUCUUUUGUAAUAGCUUUUAACUAGCUAACUUAUCCUGAUCUAGCUUUUGUGCACUGAUGCAGUUCUGAAAUUCUAACUUAUUCUAUUAGUAUGAUGUUUUGAAGGAUUAGGUACUUUUUUGGCAUUUUAAAAGUGAAUUCAUGUUUCUAAAGCUGGUUGCUGAAUGCUGAAUUUAGUUUCUUAAUC